This is a messenger RNA of Miniopterus natalensis, 1338 nucleotides long. It is a transcript of the gene AVPI1, whose product is annotated as arginine vasopressin induced 1. The record is from RefSeq and is a predicted model, not a curated record. NCBI's taxonomy places the organism in Eukaryota, Metazoa, Chordata, Mammalia, Chiroptera, Miniopteridae.
GGCCGAGGAUUGGCUGCUGCGGAGCCGGGAGCGCUUUCUCCCGGGAUCUGCGGUCGUGACCGCGGCGGCCGGCCUCGGGCAGUCAGGUACGUAGGUCUGCAGCCGGCUCGUGCUGCGCGGCGAGCGGGCGGGGUGCGAGCCGUCAGAGCCGGGGUGCCGCCGGGACCCGAACCCCCAGACCCACCUAAGGCCCGUUGCUGUGUGAAGCGCCACGUCUGAGCCCCAGAGACCGACCUGCGCUGGGGUUGUCGCCGUGGGAUCUCGGCCAGGAUACCCCCUCCCAAGCUCUGGUCCUGUCGGUGAACGCCGCGUGGUCCUCGCGAGCACCUCCGGGGCACAAGCCCAGAGCUGCGCCCGCCCUUUCGAAAGGCCGGGCAGGGGUAGGGGUGGGCGUACCUUAGCUCGCCCCGUCCCCCUCUGAGGUCUGUCGGCGCUGCCCUUCAGCUCGAACACCCAGGAUGGGCACCCCGGCCUCUGUGGUGAGCGAGCCGCUCCCUUGGCAGGCCCCAACUGAGACCCGGGGCCGCAAACAGGCCUCGGCCAACAUCUUCCAGGAUGCCGAGCUGCUGCAGAUCCAGAGUCUGUUUCAGCGCAGCGGGGACCAGCUGGCCGAGGAACGGGCACAGAUCAUCUGGGAGUGUGCAGGGGACCACCGUGUGGCGGAGGCCUUGAGGAGGCUGCGCAGAAAGAGGCCCCCAAGGCAGAAAGCCUUGGGUCACUCGCUACACCACUGUAGCCGGCUCAGAAUCCCAGAGCCCCGCGAUCCACUGGCCGACCCACAGAGCAGUGCCACAGAGAUGGCUUCCAGCGAUCAGUAUCUGAACACUAGGAGGACAAGUGCCAGGAUCCGCCGGAACUGGAGGAAGUCAGGCCCCACAAGCUACCUCCAUCAGAUCAGACACUGAUCCAGGAAAGGGGCUGGGAAUGGCAGUAUCUUCCCCAGGAAUCAUAGGAACUUUUGCCAAAGGGCCCAGGAAAAUGAAGGAGGAAGAGAGACUUGAGGCAGACAGCCCCAUACGCUGCUGUUGGCCUGCUCAAUUCAGAACAGGACUGGAGGUGUCCACUGAGCUCUGCAUUGUGUGGGAUCCAUCCCUCACCAGGAGAAACAGCGACCAUUCUUGCCUUGGCCCUUCCCCCAUCUAACACUAUACUUGGGCUGCAUGACAUUCCCCUGGGAGUCAAGUGAUGGGCACUCAGACUAAGCAUCUCACCACUCCUGCUACUAACCCUCCUGCUAUCAUGACCCACAGUCCAGCAGCCUGUCCUACACCCCUGCCCGUCAGGCCACACAAGGGAACUGUGGUUUAAAUGGCAAAAUAAACACAUUUGCAUCAAGAA